Molecule: messenger RNA, 1122 nt
Organism: Rotaria sp. Silwood1
Lineage: Eukaryota; Metazoa; Rotifera; Eurotatoria; Philodinida; Philodinidae
Source: the annotation of a GenBank genome assembly
AUGGAAACAAAUGUAUGCAUUCAACAUGAUUUAACAUCUGAAGGCUUGUCCAACAAAAACAAAUCCUAUGCUACGGAUAUGGAAACCAGUUCUGAUCCAACCUAUUUAUUACCGGAUUAUUCAAAAUUGUCGGAUAGUCAAUUUAUACAAACAUUAUUAGCAUCAACAUCAACUAUUAUAAAUCAAGAUAACCUUAUUGAAGUAUUGAAUCAGAAAAACAUAUUCAUAUUUAUUCGUGCACUUACACAAUUACUCAAUCGAUUAAAUUAUUCUAAAUUACAACAUGAACAAUGGUCAUACUAUUAUAAUCUUGGCAUGACCGAAGGUAUUUGGAAUGGUCGAGUAUCUAAAAAAAUGGCUGAUGCGAAUUCAAUGUGUUAUACUUAUGGUCGAUCCAAACAUUUAAUUAAACAACGUCUUGAUAAACAUAAACUUCAAUAUGAAAAAGCUCAACAGGCUCUUGAUGAACAUAUGAAAAAUACACCAUCCAUUAUGGAUAUGAACAAUAUUAUUAAUAUGAUCCAUAAUUUAAUCGAAAAAGAUCAAUAUCAAUUACGACUUCAACUUGAAAGUCGAAAAACAAUGCUUCGACUGGACGCUGAAGAACAUCAACUCAUUGAAACCUUUUAUGAACUAAAGCCAAGACAAACUGAAAUAAAAUCAGCAAAGAUUAUAUGGAAAGCUAUACAUGAACAACAAAACAUAAUCGAUGAAAUUGCUAUAUUUAAGAAAUGGCUUGAAGUUCACGCACAAGCAUCAUCAUAUACACUUCAAGAUGUUCAACUACCAAAAAUAAAUCAUAUCUUCAUAUCACUAUGCUUUCAAGUUCCCACAUCAACUGCCAAACAUAUCGCUGAACUAACAAUAGCCAAAGCCGAACAAAUAGUACAAAACCACAACAAAAUAAUAAACAAUGAAAAAAAUAAGUUACAAUGUACAAGAUCUCACCAUAAAAAUGUUCAACUACUCGAUCAAAUCAUCAAUAUCAUCAGCCAACGUGAACAUAAUAUGAAACAACGUCGUGAUCAUGAACAAUUAGGAAAAGUCGCAAACAUAUUCAACCAAACCACUCUUACACAGACGGGUAUACAACUCAAUAUACAAAGUACCUCAACACAAUAA